UUCUGUACUCAUAAAUUUGUGUCUAUAUGUUUAUGCAUAGCCAGUUCAUGAACGUAUUGAACAUAUUGGUAUGGCUAAAACAGGGGUGUUGUUAGAGGUUGAUCCAGGAGUAGUAGCCAAGGCAACUGAGUUGAAAAGAGAGAUACAGAGGCUUGUGAAGACAAUUGUUGAAGAAACUGAUGAUGAGUUGCUUAGUUUAGGAGCUAUUGAUCAGACCCAUCAGCUGCUUUCUGCAUUGAAAGAUUUGAAGUUGAGGAAAACAUUGUCUUUUAAUGUAAUGCAUCAGAAAGAAGGUGAAAAGAUUGAGUCUUUGAGUGAUUUUCCUCAGGAAUUCAGGUGCCCAAUUUCCAAGAAACUCAUGUGUGAUCCUGUUAUUGUGUCUACUGGUCAGACGUAUGACAGACGUUUUAUCCAGAAAUGGCUCAACUCAGGUAACAGGACAUGCCCUCAAACUCAGCAAGUUCUGAGUCACGCUUUUCUUACACCUAAUAGCUUAAUUCGGGAUAUGAUAUCAAAAUGGUGCAAGAGCCAUGGAAUUCAGUUGCCAGAGUCUAACCAGGACUCCAGUGAUGAUGGAUUAACAAAAUCAGACCGGGAUCAUUUCAUCUCUUUGCUUGAGAAGAUGUCUUUAUCAUUGUCAGAUCAAAAGAAAGCUGCUAGGGAAUUACGAUUGUUGACCAAGAGAUCGCCUUCAUUCCGUGCACUUUUUGGUGAAUCUGUUGAUGCCAUUCCUAAAUUACUCCAUCCUCUCUCCCAAAACAAGUCAAAAAUCGAAGCUCACUUUGAUCUCCAAGAAGACUUGAUUACUACAGUUUUGAAUCUUUCGAUCCACGACAACAACAAGAAGCUAGUUGCAGAAACACCAAUGGUUAUUCCUCUCCUCCUGGAUGCAUUGAGAUCGGGAACAAUUGAAACAAGGAGCAAUGCAGCUGCUGCUCUUUUUACAUUAUCAGCUCUCGACUCUAAUAAAUCACUUAUUGGAAAAUCCGGUGCUCUAAAACCACUCAUCGAUCUUUUAGAAGAUGGACACCCGUUAGCUAUGAGGGAUGUUGCAUCAGCCAUUUUCAACCUCUGCAUUCUUCAUGAAAAUAAAAUGAGGGCUGUGAGGGGAGGUGCAGUGAGAGUGAUCCUCAAUAAACUCUUGAAUAGGGUACGUGUGGAUGAGUUAUUAGCCAUUCUUGCCAUGCUUUCAACCAAUCAAAAGGCUGUGGAAGAAUUAGGAGAACUUGAAGCUGUUUCGUGCCUGCUUGGUAUUGCUAGAGAGAAUUCUUGUGCUCGGAACACUGAAAAUUGCGUAGCAAUUCUCCAUACUAUAUGUUUUAAUGACAGGACCAAAUGGAGGGAAAUUCGAGAAGAAGAAAAUACACAUGGUACAAUAUCUCAGAUUGCUCAAAACGGAACCUCUAGGGCCAAGAGGAAGGCUAGUGGCAUUCUUGAGAGAGUUAAUAGAGCCAUGAAUAUCACACAUACUGCAUGAUAAAUUCAGCAGUGUUCUCAUCACCAAAAUCUGUAAUUAUACAUAGUAUGGCUGUUGUCUUCAUUGCAAUUCCUCCAGGGUAUGUUGCAAUCACUCUCAACUUAAAUUUUGUAAAUUAUGUUUACUUGAGUUAUUUCGGUUACAUGUUGAUAAAGUUAUAGUCACUGUAAAUAAUUGCCAUGGAGAAUAUAGGCUUCAUCUACUGUAAGAUUGAUACUAAUGUAUUAUAUUAUCAAAUAAUUCAUGCA
Molecule: messenger RNA, 1725 nt
Organism: Daucus carota subsp. sativus
Lineage: Eukaryota; Viridiplantae; Streptophyta; Magnoliopsida; Apiales; Apiaceae
Product: U-box domain-containing protein 9
Exons: 2
Coding region: 71-1477 (468 amino acids)
Biological process (GO): protein ubiquitination
Molecular function (GO): ubiquitin-protein transferase activity; protein binding
Source: RefSeq, a predicted model, not a curated record